Molecule: messenger RNA, 1644 nt
Organism: Lindgomyces ingoldianus
Lineage: Eukaryota; Fungi; Ascomycota; Dothideomycetes; Pleosporales; Lindgomycetaceae
Exons: 13
Coding region: 1-1644 (547 amino acids)
Source: RefSeq, a predicted model, not a curated record
AUGUUGGACGUUCUGCUGAACCUUCAGUCCAAGGAGAACCGGACGAGCCAACCCGCCAACCCUCUUGUCAGCUCAACACCUCCUCGAUGCCAUCAAAAGUUUCACCAUGGCCCUCCAAACGACACUGAAAAUCCAAAACGUUUCCAGGGUCAAAGCGACGAGGAGGUCGGGAGGUCGUCCGAGCGCCCUUCAUCCUUCAACCGUCCCGUUGUUCGUGGGGUGGAGCUGAGGCCGUGCACUGCAGAUGCCAUCUCACACUCUAUUGAAAUACCCCGCUUCGGGGAGGAUUGCAGGCUAAUUAAUCGCGCAGCCACCGAUAUUAACGGAUAUUGGAUGGGCGAGUCGAGGCAUCCGACAGGGUGGAUAAACGCAUCCUUCGCGCUUCUAAGCCAAACAGACGACGCGGCGCUGACUCGACUUCCUGGAUUUCGGAAUCAUCCAGAUGAGAAAGAUCUCUUGACUGCUUUGAUUAUAUUGAAAUUGCGGAGAGAGCCAGAUCCGAAUGCACACCCAUUCCACGCGAGACGCCUGCACACUGCAGACCACGGAAGUAUUAGCUCCAUUAGCCUGCUGCAAGCAUGGUGUUGGCUCCGAAUCCUACAGAAAUUCCCGCCGGAAGAGGACGCAUCGCAGAAUCUGUUUAGCGAAUUUGCGCCGGAAGUCGUGAUUUGUUUGGCGACUUUCUUUUCGCUAGCAGAUGGUCUGGUUAGAGAUCCCGUGCUCGGCUGUUUCGAAACCCCCUUGAGCGCAGAACAAGCCUUGUUAGCUCUGCAGAUUCUGAUACAGGUACCAUCGCCCGAAGGCAUCUUCGAUGCCCGUUCGAGGAGGCGUCUUGCCGUUUUGGCGUUGGUGAACGGUGCGCAUCCCCAAGUGAAUGCCCAGAUCACGGGGCCUCUCCUCAAACCUCUUCAGCUCCUGCAGAUUGCACCUUCCGACACUGUGACACCCACUGUGACUAUCGGUCUUAACAUCCUGAAAUAUCGAUGGAUGCCGGAAUGGCACCAUGUCAAUUCAUCCUCCUUCACCCUUACCGGCAAUAUGCGGACUCAGCCUUAUCUGUUGAUGAAUGCUGGAGGGAACUUUGUGCGGCGUGCCGGCGUUCGUCUCUUGAGUCGCAUACAGGACGCGACGUUCUCCUUGCGUUUCAUGGCUCGCUUUGUGCGCUGUUUGGUUUCUCAGCCUUGUCUGCGCUCCUUGAAAGCUAAGUCGAACGACAUGCCAUCGCAUACUGCAUGCGCGAAACAUGGCACACGAGUGAAGGAAUAUGUCGAGGAGAGGGAGCUUGCAAGGCGUCCAGAGUCCAGGGUGUUGGAAAGAAAAAUUCGGGCUAACCAGCCGGGAGACGGUUCGACAUAUGCACUUCACGACUCUUUGCACUUUUUCGGCCGACUAAUCGACGAGACACAUCCCUUAGCUCUUGGUUCAGCAUUAUUUUCAAGGAACCCACCCGCCUGCCAACCCCUUGGGCUUAAAAAGCUUUACGUCGUCUCCAAAGUCUCACCGAACUUUCAUCUUUCUGUUGUCCCCUUCCAGUUCAAUAUCUCAAGUCUCCAACCUACGGUUACCUUACAAUACCAUACUCUCAUCAAUACCAUGAAAGUCAUCGAUACACUUGCCGAGGCGUACACGUCUCGGAACAACUAG